Molecule: messenger RNA, 2137 nt
Organism: Panicum hallii
Lineage: Eukaryota; Viridiplantae; Streptophyta; Magnoliopsida; Poales; Poaceae
Product: beta-sesquiphellandrene synthase-like
Exons: 7
Coding region: 93-1955 (620 amino acids)
Biological process (GO): diterpenoid biosynthetic process
Molecular function (GO): terpene synthase activity; magnesium ion binding
Source: RefSeq, a predicted model, not a curated record
AUCCGAAAGAAGCAGGCACAAGCGAGAUCUUAUUGCAUUGCCCAGACUAGGCGUGUCUAAUUAGGUGCAAAGAAGUGCGAGUCACUUUGGAGAUGCACAGCGCGCGCGGCAGCACCGUCAUGACCACCUUCUCCUGCAAACCACCUCAGUGCAGCAGCAGGAGGAGCUGCCAUGAUGCUGUCGCUGCUGCAUCGCCGCCGCCUCUCAUCAGGCGAUGCCCAAGCGCUUCAUGGAGGUGGCGGCGGCGGCAGCGCACCUGCAGGUUGCAGUGCGGACAAUCGCAGCAGGCCUUCGCCGCACGAACACGGCAUCACCUUGAUGACGAUGAUAGCCGGCUGAGCGAGAACGCCGGCAUUUUCCACCCGUCUAUCUGGGGAGAUUUCUUUCUUGGCUACUCCAACCCAUAUGCUUCGUCGCAACAACGGACUCAGAUGGCAGAGCGAGCAGACAAACUCAAGGAAGAAGUGGCCGAAAUGAUAGCAAGUUCAACCUUUAGUGGCCAGCAUGAGAGGCUAUAUCUCAUCGAUACUUUGGAGCGUCUGUGCUUGGAUCACCUGUUUGAGGAAGAGAUUAGUGCUGCAUUACCACAGAUUGAGGCUGCUGGUGUCAGUGACUGUGAUCUUGGGACGGUGGCUCUCUGGUUUUGUCUACUUCGGAAACAUCGGUACAGGGUUUCGCCGGAUGUGUUUGCGAGAUUCAAAAAUGAAGAGGGAGGUUUUUUAGCAGACAACCCUGAAGACCUGCUGAGCCUUUACAAUGCUGCGCAUAUGAGGACGCAUGGAGAGACAAUACUCGAUGAAGCCAUACGAUUCACCCGAAGGCGUUUAGAGACAACGUUACGCGACAUGGAAGAAUCAUCAUUAGCACGUGAAAUAAAAUCUGCACUUGAGAUCCCUCUCCCAAGAAGGGUUAGAAUAUACGAGUCAAAGUAUUACAUAUCCGCAUAUGAGAAGGACUCUACAGUGCAUGAGACGGUAUUGCAACUUGCAAAAUUGAACUCAAAUAUCAUGCAGCUUCAUCAUCAGCGUGAUCUGGAAAUUAUUACAAGGUGGUGGGAGGGUUUACAAGUUGAAUCGAGGCUUCCAUUUGCUCGGGAUAGACUUGUCGAAUGCUACUUAUGGAUCGUAGGAGUAUACUAUGAACCAUGUUAUUCACGAAGCCGAAUAAUAUUGACAAUGAUUAUUGCCAUAGCGACCCUAUUGGAUGAUAUUUAUGAUUCUUAUGCAACUCCAGAAGAAUGUGAAAUACUUACCCAAUGCAUUGAAAGCUGGGAUGCUAAGGCGGCUCAUGACCUCCCAGAGUGCAUGAAAUUUGCUUUGGGGAAGAUAUUGGACAGCUUUCACACCAUCGCGAAUAUGCUCCACCAGGAGGAAAAAUACCGCAUAUCAUAUCUAAAGUACUUUACUGAAGAUCUGGUUAGGAGCUACAACACGGAGGUAAAAAUGCUUCAAGAUGGCUACAUUCCAAAGUCUGUUGAAGAGCACCUGCAAGUUUCAAUAAGAACUGGAGGAUGUCCUAUGCUGUCGUGUGCUUCCUUCGUUGGGAUGAAUGAUAUAGCAACAAAGGAUUGUUUUGAUUGGGUUUCUCGUGUACCUAGCAUGGUCCAGGCACUUUCUAGAAUUCUCAGACUAUUAGACGAUCUCCAAACAUAUGAGCGGGAACAAUUGAUCCCUCAUGUCGCGUCAACAAUCGAUAGCUACAUGAAGGAGCACAAUGUCUCGAUUGAAGUGGCAUGUGAGAAGAUACACACUCUAAAAGAGGAGUCGUGGAAAGACUUUAACGACGAGUGGUUGAAUCCGGACAACACCUACCCAAAGCAGGUACUGGAGAGGAUAUUCAACUUGACAAGGACAAUGGAGUUCAUGUACAACCAGGAGGACAAUUUCACAAACUGCCCCAACCUAAAGGACACCAUCUAUUUGUUAUUUGCGGAGCCAUUUGCAGAGCUUAUUUAGGAUUUGGCCAUUGGCAAACAACAAAAAAUUGUUGGUCCAAAUAGCAUAAUGUUGUCCAUUCGCUAGGCGAUUUUAAAGACACCCGGUAUUGUAAUUUUGUUUAAAAUCCAUGACUAGUUUUACAAAAUUGGAAAUGAAAAUAUAUUAUGGAAAUAAAAAUGCUCACACAUGUAUAAAGAGAA